Messenger RNA from Salvelinus namaycush (lake trout), 3281 nucleotides. Its product is annotated as zinc finger protein 883-like. NCBI's taxonomy places the organism in Eukaryota, Metazoa, Chordata, Actinopteri, Salmoniformes, Salmonidae. The transcript has 4 exons. The coding region runs from base 250 to 2274 and encodes 674 amino acids. Gene Ontology annotation, biological process: negative regulation of transcription by RNA polymerase II; regulation of immune system process; regulation of cytokine production. The record is from RefSeq and is a predicted model, not a curated record.
UGGCUGCUAAAGAUGGUAGCUGACAGAGUCGUGCUACGCAUGUAGCCUUCAAGCGAUAUAUUAUUCUCUUAAUAAACUAAAUACAAUAUCCACAGGUCAACUUUGUUUUGACGUAAAGGAUCAUUAGCUGAAACUGAAGAGAUAUGGGUAGCUAGCUAUUUAUCUUUUCCAUGUUUGAAAAAAACGGUGGGCAGACGCUUGGUAGCUACCUAACGUUAGCUGUUUUCUACAAGGUACCUGCAGGACAACAUGAGUGGAGAGAGGGAAACAUUGUUGGAUGAAAUCGAACAGAGUUUAUUUACUCUAACUAAGGACAAUAUACUUUACCUGUGUGAACGUUGUGGAAUUGAUGGCUCCCAAGUUAAAGGAAAGCACCAUCGCUCAUUGCGACGUAAAAUCAUGGAGGAAAUGUGGGUAAAUGCAGAUUCAGUCAAUUCGGAGGAGCAUGGAAUGUCUUGGUUACUCCAACUGAAAGAUGACAUCAGAAAGAUACAUAUAGAAUCUACUGUGGCACCCAUGAGUCCCAGCCAGUCUGAUGAUGACGAUGCUACAACCUGCGGCGAGGAAUGGGACAUGCAGGACAAGGAUUGGUUUCCUAGCAACGGGCUGGAGGCGGAGUCAUCUCCAGAGAGCCACACCCCAGAGCAGAGGGAGAGUGGUGACAAGCCUACUUCGCCACCUUCCUCCCUCCAGUCCUUGGGUUGUACCUCUCCCAGGAGUGCCUUAUUUCGGGGUCUGAAGAGGGCGUCUGUGUGGCUGGACGACUGCAGGAAAACACCCGGGCUGAGUGGAACUGUGAGAGAAGGAGAUGAAGAGGAAGAGGGAGAUUUGACUGAUCAAAGAGAGAGACAUGACUAUCCUGGAUCCUCUGGGGCGCCUCAACAACAUCCUGAUGCUGACAAGGCAGAGAAAAGUCUCUCCAGAUCAGAACACCUUGAGAAACAUGAAUGGAGACCCACAGGGAUGAAACAUCACCGCUGCUCUGACUGUAAGAAGAGUUGCAAAUCUUCAUCAGAACUAAAAAAACACCAGAGAAUCCAUACAGGAGAGAAGCCUUAUAGCUGUUCCCAGUGUAGGAAAAGUUUUGCUCAGUUACAAGAACUGAAAGUACACCAGAGAACACACACAGGAGAAAAGCCUUAUAACUGUGAUCAAUGUAGAAAGAGUUUUUGUUAUUCAAGCCAGUUUAAAGUACACCUGCAGAGACACACAGGCGAGAAGCCUUAUAGCUGUUCAGACUGUGGCAUAAGCGUUUGUACCUCAAGUCAGCUGUUAUUGCACAAGCGAACCCACACAGAAGAGAAGCCUUACAGCUGCUUACUGUGUGAGAAAAGAUUUUCGUCAAAAUAUAGUCUGAAAUUACACCAGCGGGUCCACACUGGAGAAACAAAUUAUGACUGCGAUCAGUGUGAGGAGAGUUUCACCUCGUCGGCAGACCUCAGAACUCACCAGAGAAUCCACACCGGAGGGAAACCUCACCUCUGCUCCCAGUGCGGGAAGCGCUUCCGCCAACGAUCGGGCUUGAAAAGCCACGAGAGAAUUCACACAGGAGAGAAACCUUUCCAGUGCUCCCACUGUGGGAAGACAUUCAGCCACAGGGCCACGUUUAAAGCACACCAGCGGACUCACACUGGAGAGAAGCCUUACCAAUGCUCCCAGUGCAGGAGGAGUUUCUCCCAAAUGGGCCACCUGAAAGUACACCAACAGACGCAUGCUAAAGUGAGGUCUCACCUCUGCCCGCAGUGUGGUAAGGGCUACUACUCUCUAGACAUCUACAAUGCACACAUGAGAACACACAACGGGGAGAAGACUCACCACUGCGCCGACUGUCCCAAGAACUUCCUCACCCUGACUCAGCUCAAAACACACCAGCGGACACACACAGGAGAGAAACCGUACGUCUGCGACCAGUGUGGGAAGAGCUUUGCCGAAUCGGGAAGCCUGACUCUACACCAGCGCUCGCACACCGGGGAAAAACCUUACCACUGCUCUGAGUGCGGGAAGAGCUUUGCUCGCUCCGGGGCACUGAAGAAGCACCAGCUUACACACACUGGGGAGAAGCCUUACAGCUGUGGUCAGUGUGGGAAGAGGUUUCCCAGGUCAGAUACUCUGGCUACACACAUGAGAACACAUACAGGAGAGAAGCCCUAUAGGUGUGAUCCAUGUGGUGAGAGGUUCUCCUAUCAUAGGUGCCUGGUGAAACACAUGAAAACACAUGUAGGAGAUACACCAGCCCUCGAGCGACCAAUCACCCUAGCCCUCGGGGUUGAAUGACCUAUCCAUCAACCAAUCACACCAGGCCUAGGGUAAAAUAUGAACAGCAUGGUAGCAAUUGAAAGAAAAACGUUGAGGGCACAACAGUUCACCUGACACAAGACUGAAUCCAAAUAUUACUGUUGAUUUGAUAUUUUCUGUACUUUAGGCCACAUUGAUAACAUGUUACUGAACAGCCAUUGCGUUCCAAUUUCAACCUGUAUACGGGUAUGAGUGUAAAGGGUUAAUGGCAUAUAAUAAUAUUGUUAGUAUUAUUAUUCUAUAUUGUUAUUAUUAUGGGUUCGUUGCUGAGUGUUGUAUUUGUGCUAUAUUUCUUGAAAUGAUUUCAGAAUGUGUUGACCCUGAUUUGUUAGAUACUCCCCCGCUCCCAGCAUUUACAAGCUGAAUUGUUAUGUUGUUGACUUGAUUAUACAUUUAGGAUGUUUCUAAAUAUCUGUUUUAUACCAGGUUCUGACAUGCAUCCUUUUGUCCUGAUCUUGUCCACAUUCUGAUUGUGACCACAUUUUAAGACGGGUGUAAACAAUCAAAGGACACCAUUGCGAUCGGAUCUUCCUGCCUACCCCCGGAGGUAUUCAAGCACACAUUGUGCUGUUGGAUCUGGACAGUGGAACCAUUUUUAAAACAUCAUAAUUAUUCCGACCUUCUAAAAUCAUUGACCGGUGUCAGCAUUGACUUAUAGCAUCAAUGUGUCAAAUAACUCAAGUAGGCAGCAUCGAUGUGUUUUAAAAUAUUAUUAUGAAAGAGUACCUGUCAAAUAACUUGCAUUCAGGUAGGGGCCAGGAAAUCUGGUCAGAAUGUGGACACAGUGGACGGAUAAGAGACACAUUUUAAUACCAUGUGUAGACGUAUGUCUGAAAAUGUGGGCACAAUCAGAGUUAUAUUAGAACCAAGUAUACAACAAAUCUGUGUCGUAGUCCCAAAUGCCACCCUGUUCACUAGGACGUACACUACUGUUCAAAAGUUUGUGGUCACUUAGAAAUGUCCUUGUUUUUGUCCAUUUUUAAAAU